Molecule: messenger RNA, 1697 nt
Organism: Cylicocyclus nassatus
Lineage: Eukaryota; Metazoa; Nematoda; Chromadorea; Rhabditida; Strongylidae
Source: the annotation of a GenBank genome assembly
GAUUCGCCGGAGCCGCCUCGAAAAGGGGCGGAGCCGACGGCGGCGAUGGUUGUGAGGAGAGCGAGGAGGCUCGACUGGGACUCGUAAUCGCCUUUCACCGUGUUUCCAACCGACAGACGUCGCUGUUUCUAUUCACACACGCACACAACGAGCACUUCUACACAUAGCUCAUGCUUUGCGGUUGCCUUAAUCCCCAAAUACAGUCGGCUCCAUACGAGUCAGACAAAAUGCUCAAUUCGAAACUGAAGCACAAUGAACCACAAACAUUCGUCAAUACUUCGAAUAAGGAUGCAAUGGCACACCUUGUCGACCUCGAGGAGAUUGUGCUCAACUGGGCCAAGCUGAUAUUCGACACGACCAAAUCAAAAGCAGAAGCGAAAAUCAAGAAGAAGUAUUUAGCUUUCAACAUCAACUGGACGAAAUUAUUUCAAGAAUCAAUGGAACCUGAGUAUGGCUAUCAAGGAGCCAAAGGCAAUGUGUCUGCACCAAAAGAGGAAAAGGUUCUAUUCAAAACGACAUUCACCAAUACAACCCAACGAGAGCAGGAGUACUCCUUCAAAACUGAGCGUUGCACGAGGAGCACAUCUACCGUAAUCAUUGAAAAAGGUGUAUGCCGUGGAAUGGAAGUGGCACUCAAAUUGAAAACCCCAUGUGAGGUUGUCGAAGCUAAUGCAGGGUUUCACCAGGAAGUAAAUUUAACUCAUAUCGGUGAAAACACCAGCGAGGAAGAAUUGAGCUGGGGUGUAGAUAGCUGUGUACGGGUGCCACCAUCAAGUGAGACAGUUGCCGAAUUAGUAAUCCUUGAAGAGCAAUGUAGACGUGAUUUCCGAAUCGAAAAUCGAAUGAGUGGCAAGAUCUUGGUUACUGUGACCAAUUUGAAGUUGAACAAUAGCCUCGUCACUGUGAUCGAAGGCAACAUUGCCGAUAUUAUCCGUGGAAUGCCUAAUUACGGUUCGAAAGGCUUUACGAUCGAAGGAAAUAUCGUAAAGUACGAAACCGUGGGCACGUGUAUAUUCCGCUAUGGUGUCGAGCAGAAAGUGAAAAUCAACGAGACUGCGAUACGAAGUUAUUACAAGUGAAUCUGGUCAAUUGGUGCUUUGGGUUUGCCUCAAACACUUUCAUCCAUUCGUUGUGCGUGUGAUUGCUCUAAAAAAGGAUUCGUGCCAACCGGCUUCAGGAGAACACAUCUACCCCUACUCGCAAUUUGUUAAAUAACCAGUUACACCAAUUAUCCUUAAAACCUAACUGAUCAGAGAUUCACUCUUUCCAAGCACCUCCCUCACUUACGUAUCCCUUGCAUCUGGAAUCACUAUCUAGUAAGAUGUUUUCUAGAGAAACCAUACUGGUGACCUUACGUGAAAACUCGCCUACACGGCCCCUACGGCCUUGAUGGCAGUCUCUUCAUCUGCUAUUGUAUGUAUCAUCUAUACUUAGUAAUGCGAUAUGGAGUUGGCAUGGAUCCUACAUAUUAUGCGAAGGGUACACCUACGACCGCAGUUGCCCAAAAGCCCCUAGGCACCUAAUUCAUAUUUUUGCAGAAUUCUGAAUUUUCGAUUGUUGAGUAUCCGCUUUUUUCAAUGGAAUCGUUGUUGAUUUGUAUAUUGUUCUUAUGAAUUUGAACUCGUCCGGUUGCAGCAUAUUGUGAUCUUGCUUAAACAUUGAAUGCAAAAAUAAAACUAAUUGAUGCUAACGUACAA